Molecule: messenger RNA, 1197 nt
Organism: Penicillium verrucosum
Lineage: Eukaryota; Fungi; Ascomycota; Eurotiomycetes; Eurotiales; Aspergillaceae
Product: glycoside hydrolase family 18 protein
Exons: 7
Coding region: 1-1197 (398 amino acids)
Biological process (GO): chitin catabolic process; carbohydrate metabolic process
Cellular component (GO): extracellular region
Molecular function (GO): chitin binding; chitinase activity
Source: RefSeq, a predicted model, not a curated record
AUGUCUGACAUCAAAUCAGUCGCCUACUUCGUCAAUUGGGCAAUUUACGGCCGCAACUACAACCCCCAGGAUCUGCCCGCGGAGAAGUUGACACACAUCCUCUAUGCAUUUGCCAACAUUCGCCCUGAAACCGGCGAGGUGUACUUGACCGACUCUUGGUCCGACGUUGAGAAGCAUUACCCGACAGACUCGUGGAACGAUGUCGGCGACAAUGCGUAUGGAUGUGUCAAGCAGCUUUUCCUGCUCAAGAAACAGAACCGCAAGCUGAAGGUUUUGCUUUCUAUCGGUGGCUGGACUUACUCUGCGAAUUUCGCCCAGCCCGCGAGCACAGAGGAGGGUCGCACUAAAUUUGCUGAGUCCGCAACACGUCUGGUUCUUGAUCUUGGAUUCGAUGGUAUCGAUAUCGACUGGGAAUAUCCCAAAGAUGACGCCGAAGCUGAGAACCUUGUUCUCUUGCUCCAGAAGUGCCGAGAGGUUCUCGACAGAGAGGCUGGUGCUGAUCGCCGUUUCUACUUGACAAUCGCCUGCCCUGCCGGCCCGAGCAACUACGAGAAGCUCAAAUUCCAAGAGAUGACCCCCGUGCUUGACUUCUACAACCUCAUGGCGUACGACUUCGCCGGAAGCUGGGACAGCAACGCUGGCCACCAAGCGAACAUCGCCCACUCAGAUUCCAACCCUGCAUCUACACCCUUCUCGAUCAACGCUGCUCUCGACUACUACAUCAACGACGGUGGUGUACCAGCCUCAAAGAUCGUCAUGGGCAUGCCCCUGUACGGCCGUGCAUUUGAGAACACUGAUGGACCCGGCGCCCCCUUCUCCGGGGUCGGAGAGGGUAGUUGGGAGAACGGAGUGUGGGAUUACAAGGCGCUACCCAGACCCGGGGCUGAGGAACAGUUCGAUGAGGAAGCCAGAGCCUCGUAUUGCUAUGAUGGCGGCUCGCGCACGAUGGUUUCUUACGACACGCCCCAUGUGGCGCAGGUCAAGGCGAGUUAUAUUCUCGAGCGCGGACUGGGUGGUGGUAUGUGGUGGGAGAGCAGUGGUGAUAAGGGUGGCAAGGAGGCUGAUCCGGCGGAGGGAAGCUUGAUUGGUAUCUUUGUUGACGGUGUUGGUGGUGUAGACACUCUGGAUCAGUCGGAGAAUGCCCUUGAGUUCCCCGAGAGCAAGUACAACAACAUCCAAGCUGGAGUCCCGGAAUAG